Pygoscelis adeliae (Adelie penguin) is the source of this 663-nucleotide messenger RNA. Its product is annotated as aldose reductase-like. Gene Ontology annotation, molecular function: aldose reductase (NADPH) activity. The record is from RefSeq and is a predicted model, not a curated record. Gene Ontology annotation, cellular component: cytosol. NCBI's taxonomy places the organism in Eukaryota, Metazoa, Chordata, Aves, Sphenisciformes, Spheniscidae. The transcript is spliced from 7 exons.
AUGGCUGCCAUCGAUGCUGGGUACCACCACUUUGAUUGUGCCUACGUGUACCAGAAUGAGAAUGAAGCUGGGGAAGGGAUCCAGCAGAAAAUCAAGGAAGGCAUUGUGAAACGAGGACCUUUCAUCAUCAGUAAGCUAUGGUGUACGUUUCAUGAAAAACCUCUGGUGAAGGGAGCGUGCCAGAACACUCUUGCCAUCCUGAAGCUGCAUUACCUGGAUCUCUACCUCAUGCACUGGCCUCUUGGGUUCAAGGCAGGACAUGAGCUGUUUCCCACAGAUGACAAAGGCAUGUCCAUACCCAGCAAUACAGAUAUUCUACAGACAUGGGAGGCCAUGGAAGAGCUGGUGGAUGCCGGUCUGGUAAAAGCCAUUGGAAUCUCCAACUUUAACCGUGAGCAGAUUGAAAGAAUCCUGAACAAACCAGGACUGAAGCACAAGCCUGCAAAUAACCAGGUUCUCCUUCGCUUCCAGAUCCAGAGAAAUGUGAUUGCAGUUCCCAAGUCUGUCACACCACAGCGCAUUGCGGAGAACUUCAAGGUGUUUGACUUUUAACUGACUAAAGAUGAGAUGGCAACCCUUCUCAGCUUUAAGAGAAACUGGAGCAUCUGUGCAAUGAGCAUGUCUAAAACUCACAAGGAGUACUCUUCCCAUGCAGAAUACUGA